Molecule: messenger RNA, 225 nt
Organism: Cylicostephanus goldi
Lineage: Eukaryota; Metazoa; Nematoda; Chromadorea; Rhabditida; Strongylidae
Source: the annotation of a GenBank genome assembly
AUGGGGAUUCCAAGCAUUUUAAGACUAUCUUGGAACCGAACCAUUCUACUUUUUCAGGACAUCAAACACUGCUGCUUCAAUCUACAGUCGACACUCUAUAAACGCUACAUCAAAUACUUUUUGGAGAAUGAAGAUGACCAUCUCGACAUCUCGCAGCUGAAGACAAAUUGGCAAAUAGAAAAUUCAUGGGUGAAGAAGGGUACACAAGAAGGGGACAACAAGUGA